Dendrobium catenatum is the source of this 2114-nucleotide messenger RNA. Its product is annotated as putative BTB/POZ domain-containing protein At3g08660. The record is from RefSeq and is a predicted model, not a curated record. Gene Ontology annotation, molecular function: protein binding. The coding region runs from base 85 to 1932 and encodes 615 amino acids. The transcript is spliced from 4 exons. Lineage: Eukaryota; Viridiplantae; Streptophyta; Magnoliopsida; Asparagales; Orchidaceae.
UCUACUGCUCACUUCCGUCGUGUUCUUCUUGCUAGCGAGUACGAUAAAGAGCAAAUUGAGGUAAAAACAGGAGAAAGGAAGAGGAUGGUAAUGGCGGCGAACACCUUCCCGUCUUCCUUCGUAAAACUCUCUUCCACUUCUCCUCGCUUCUGCAACUCAGUCAGCAAGAGGAUCUUUUCAGAUGUUGCAGGAGAUAUCACGAUUUUUGUUGAUGGGCAAUCGUUCUUGUUACACAAGUUCCCUCUGGUUUCACGGAGUGGGAAAAUUCGUAAAAUGGUGGUGGACUCCAGGGAUCCAGAUCUCUCUAAAUUGGAGUUUUUCAACGUUCCAGGCGGCUUCUUUGCUUUUGAACUUGCAGUUAAAUUCUGUUAUGGAAUGAAUUUUGAGAUUCAGACUAGCAACGUUGCCAAUCUCAGAUGCAUAGGUGAAUAUCUAGAAAUGACGGAAGACUAUAGAGAGGGAAACCUUAUUGCCCAAACGGAAACCUACAUGACUGAUAUAGUAUUGCAAAGCAUUGAGAAGUCAAUAGAGGUUCUUUGUGCUUGCUCUAGCUUACUUCCCAUUGCAGAGGAGGUUGGUAUUAUAAAUAGAUGUAUAGAUGCCAUUGCUGCUACUGCAAGUAAGGAACAAUUGGCUUGUGGUUUAGCCCGGUUAGAGUGCAAUGGAGGAUCUGGAAAGCUGGAUAUGGACUGCCAGGAUUGGUGGGUGGAAGAUCUAUCAGCAUUAAACAUCAAUCAUUAUCAAAGAGUAAUAGCUGCUAUGAGGAGAGCAGGAGUUAGAUCAGAUAGCAUUACAGCAUCACUUAUCCACUAUGCUCACACUUGUUUGAAAGGUAUUGAGAGACGCCAGGCAUGGGAUUCUAACUUGUCUUUUGGAGAUGAGCAGAGAGUCAUUGUGGAAGCACUUGUGGGUCUCUUAUCAACUGAGAAGAUCAAAUCUGUUCCACUAGCGUUUCUGUUUGGGAUGCUUAGGAUUGCAAUUGAAGUGAAUGCAUCAGUUAGUUGUAGGCUUGAAUUGGAGAGGAUAAUUGGUUUUCGGUUGGAAGUGGCAUCACUUGACGAUCUGCUAAUUCCCUCGUUGCAGAAAAAUGAUUCUGUGUUUGAUGUUGACACUGUGCACCGAAUAUUGGCAAAUUUCAUGCAGAGGAUUGAAGAGGAAGAUUCCGAUGAAUCUUCACAAUGUGGAUAUGAGUCUGAAGGUCUAAACUCUCCUAGUCAUAGUUCUGUUCUUAAAGUAGGGAGGCUUAUUGAUGGUUAUCUUGCUGAAAUUGCCCCUGAUCCAUAUCUGAAGCUACAGAAAUUCAUGGCAAUUAUUGAACUCUUGCCAGAUUAUGCCAGAGUGAUUGAGGAUGGGCUCUACAGGGCUAUAGACAUAUACUUGAAGGCCCAUCCUUCACUGACUGAAUCUGAAUGUCAGAAGCUCUGCAAACACAUCGACUGCCAAAAACUCUCCCAAGAAGCAUCUAACCAUGCAGCUCAGAACGACCGCCUUCCAGUUCAGAUGACCGUUCGCGUGCUCUACUUCGAACAGCUUCGUCUUAAAUCGGCACUCUCAAGCUCCUCCGCAGACGCCGAUGGCUCAUUUUCUCAAAGGAUUAUGGGCAGCAGCGGAGUCCCGAGCGCCGCCGUCUCUCCCAGAGACAACUACGCGUCGCUGAGAAGAGAAAACCGGGAACUCAAGCUUGAGAUCUCGAGGAUGAGAGUGAGGCUAAGUGAGUUGGAGAAGGAACAUGCUGUAAUGAAGGAUGGGAUAAGAGAGAGCAAAUCUGGAGAACAUGGAAGAGCUUUCUUGUCGUCUCUGUCUAAAGGUAUUGGAAAGAUAGGAUUCUUUGUUCCAGGUAAUGGAAAACAGCAUAAAAAUGCAAGGAAAGCACAGGCUACGACAGAUGGAAAACCCCACCGGAGACAGCUACGACGGUCAUCUAUAGCUUGAAAGUUACAGCUUGAAGGUUGUUUCAGGCGGAGCUGAUGAUCCAUUACAUCAACGAGGAUACACAGCGUAGUUAUUUGUUUUUCAUUACAUGAGGAUGGAGAGGAGAGUUCAAAUAGUUUAUAGUGUUCUUAUAUAGCUUCGUUUAUGUAAUGGAUAUAAUUUUCAUAAAAUGCUUUUUUUUU